Daucus carota subsp. sativus is the source of this 1599-nucleotide messenger RNA. RefSeq lists its product as uncharacterized. The transcript is spliced from 3 exons. The record is from RefSeq and is a predicted model, not a curated record. Bases 239 to 1333 code for a protein of 364 amino acids. Lineage: Eukaryota; Viridiplantae; Streptophyta; Magnoliopsida; Apiales; Apiaceae.
AUUCUUCUAUCCUACUAACUAAAAAAACGUGAAAAUUUUAACUUAGAUAUAGGACAGACUUUUUGAGGAGCCAGGGAAGAGGAAGCUGCCCUCUUCCAUAACAUAGACAGGGUCCUUCCUUCUUCCUAUUCCUCAUUCCUCGACCCCGCUGAGUGGAGCAAGGUUGAUACCAUCUGACCAAGACGUCAUUAGUUUCCUAUCCGUCCUUCGGAAUUCUAGAAAUUGUUGAGUUGUAGACAUGAGGACAUUGUAUCCGAAUUUCGAUAAUGAAGAUGGGCUAGAGACGGUGCUGGAGGUGCCAUUGCCAGAAGAGGUGUUCACGAGCACGGAUGGAAAUGCUUACCUCCGGUGGCACAAUAUGCGUAGCAGGAUAAAAGCUCAGCUUGAAGAAAAGCAGGCCCCUGAUGAUCUCUUCCUUAUGUUGCUUAAAAUUGUUAGCUCGCCUGUGAUUCCCUACCAACCUCCGUUCUUCCAGGCUCAUAUUGCCCUCCCCUCCGUUAAAGAAGGUUCUUUUCAAGCUGCAACAGCAAAAUACAUUGUGCAACAAUAUAUAGCAGCAACAGGAGGACAAGCUGCACUAGAUACCAUACACAACAUAUGUGCUGUAGGAGAGGUAUAUAUGGUGUCUUCUCCGAUGCAGUUAGGGGAUGCUGAGGACACGCCGAGCAAUCGCGAUUCUGGUGGCUUUGUGCUGUGGCUGAUGAAUCCAGAUUUGUGGUAUCUCGAACUGGUUGUUUCUAAUUGCAAGAUAAGUGCUGGAAGUGAUGGCAAAAUCGGCUGGAGCCAAUCCUCGCACUCCUCCAUAGCUACCAGAGGCCCUCCCAGACCCCUUCGCCGCUUCUUUCAGGGUCUUGAUCCGAGGUCCACGAUCAACUUAUUCAAUAAGGCAACGUGCAUAGGAGAGAAGACAAUCGACGACGAAGAAUGCUUCAUUCUAAAACAUGAAACAGAUAAAGUAGUCCUCAAGUCACAGAGUACAGAGAACACAGAAACAGUCCAUCAUACCAUUUGGGGAUACUUCAGCCAAAGAACCGGACUUCUUACUAAAUUCGAGGACACGAAAUUGGUGAAAAUGAAGACGAAGACAGAUGAUCAUGUUUACUGGGAAACAAGCAUGGAUUCGGUUCUUGAAGACUACAGAUAUGUUGAUGGAAUUUGUGUAGCACAUAGUGGGAAAACUAAAUGCACAGUCUUUAGAUACGGGCACAUGCAUAAUCACAAGGGAAAGAUCGAAGAAACGUGGAGAAUUGAAGAUGUCGACUUUAAUGUUCAUGGCUUGACGAAAGAUAGUUUCCUGCCUCCUGCAGAACAAGUGCAGGAUGUUGAAUUCUAAAAAAAAAAACCGAACGCUGUUGAAAUUUUUUGACAUGAUAUUUGAUGAGAACUUUACCGAUACAUUCGGCCAGAAUUCAGGCUUAGAAUUUAGAUUAGACUCUCUCUGGUUCCACUCUAGAAAAGACGUGGCUAGUAACGAUGGGUAUAGGAGGUUGAUUGUGGUGUUCUAUUACCUGUUCAAGCGUUUUGCUUGCUUGUAUAUUUGACAGAUCGGUAAAUGAGCUGAAAAUUUUGAAUAUAUUAACAGAAUUGAGUUUAAGAGAC